AUGUCUCAUGAAAAUACCUCCCCCAACGGAGAUGACUCAGCUGCCCAGAACCAACCUCAUGCAAUCAAUGAGACCGUCCGAUCCUCUGCUCCAAAUGCGGAGAAAGAAGAUCCGAUUCCUGACCCGGAUAGGAGGUUCUCAUCGUAUCCACGCAUCAUUGGAAAGACUCUCCUCGGUCUACUGCGCCCAUCCUGUGGCCUUCCUGUUGCUCUCGCAUUACUAGUCUUACCAGUUCUAAGUCUCGCGAUCUGGAUCCCCCUCGACCUACGGCGAGGAGAGAAAAUUGGCCUGUCUUCUAUUAUCAUCGGUGGAAGCCUCACCCAAACCCAAGCGAAAGCAAUAGACGUGAUGUCAACUGCUAUCUUUGCACCGAGCCUGGUUUUCUGUCUUGAUUUCUACUGGUUUUCGGCGGCUCGAGUCACAGUGAACAAUGAAGAAACAAAGAAUAGCGUUCCGUUAGGGAGUCUGGUCGAGGCUGGUAAGGUGGAAUCUGGCACCUAUAACCCAAGGGUCCUGUUCAGACUGCUCAAUAAAGAAAAUCCUAAGAGUUUUUUGCUGGCCCUUCUCGUCUUGGUAUCAGCUGCAGCAUUUUCCGCAUUGCAAAAUGUCAUCGCCUACGAAGCUUUUCCCACACAUGCUGGGACUUCUACGGUCAAAGUCUGUCAGAUGAAUGAUUUUGCACGCGUCUCGAAGUUGGAUUCAAUUCCAAGCUACUCGUUUGACAAUACGAAUUUUACUACCUAUGUGGAAAACGAUUACAACUACACGCAACGACAACAAUCGGACUUUCUGCCGCAAAUCAGUGAAGUGCUAACCAAGGUUGCAUUUGAGAACGCACUGAAGAAGCUAGAUGAUGGUAAGUACGUUGGAAUCAACGCAACGCAAGCCUCGAGAAACGCACUACCGCCCGAGUUCAUCAGCCUGACUAAUGUACCUGGGUACCGAUUGGGAACAGAAUGUCAAGCCCGUCCUCCGGAUAAUGUUACGAUCAAUACAGCAGGAACGUACAAUGUCGCCAUCGAUAUGAAGCUAGAGAAUGAGAAGAGCAAUGAUACCGUAUUUCGGGCUGAAUAUCCGGGCAGAAUGGAUGUGUAUACAAAUGUGAACACUACUAAAUUUGCCUUUGCUGGUUUCUUGACGAAUCAAGCUCAAGCUCUGCAAGUCUACCUCGGAAGGUUCGUCGACUCGAAAAUGACCCUAGAUGCCAUGCCAUCUCCUUAUGGUGAUGUUAUCUAUAAGUCCUACAACAUGACAGCUUUUGGAUUCAAUGGAACGAAAGCAACUAUGUCAGCCUGGGGAAUCAUAUGCAAUAUGACCCGACAGACCGGUCUACACAACCUCACACGCAAGGCUGAUCUUUCGUGGGAGAUUAAGGAAAGUACCUGGUCGGACGAUCAGGAGAUGACGUCCACUAUGGUCGAAGAUUGGCAGAAGGUACUGAACUUCCAAACACCGACAACUAAUAUGCCCGGCUGGGCACCUGCACUUCUUUCAAGCGCAGUGCGUUGUCCUGUGCCUCUGCUUUCAGACGGACAGUGCGGUACAAAAAAGGUCAUAGACUAUCAGACAUACGCAAUGAACUUCCUCUACGUCGCUGGAGAGAUAGAGCGCAUUCUUUACGAGAUCAAAAAUGCAGAAGCAACAGUAAAUGUCAAGACUUAUCUUCAAGUUACCGCCACCCAAAAAGUACUGCGAUAUCGAAUGACAUACGUGCCCCUGAUUCUCCUCGGUGGAAUUCUUAGCAUUCUCUUCGCGGCAGUAAUAACCCUGAGUCUAAUACUUUUAUGUCGCCAGACAAUAAGCUAUGCCACGUGGCGGGAGGUAGAUAUUCUCCGCAUCGUGGUCGAUACUAUCGAUGGCGUACAGCGCGGCCGCAUUUUCAGAGACUUACACGACCUUAGCAACGACGAAAUGAAAGCCCAGGCUAAGCUCUACAGAGUACGAUACUUUCCAGACACAAGCGAAACAAUACCAGUCGUCAGGUUAUGUGGCACUGAGACUACCGAGAGCAAAUAG
Messenger RNA from Bacidia gigantensis, 2016 nucleotides. RefSeq lists its product as uncharacterized. NCBI's taxonomy places the organism in Eukaryota, Fungi, Ascomycota, Lecanoromycetes, Lecanorales, Ramalinaceae. The record is from RefSeq and is a predicted model, not a curated record. The transcript has a single exon. The coding region runs from base 1 to 2016 and encodes 671 amino acids.